This is a messenger RNA of Melampsora larici-populina 98AG31, 1590 nucleotides long. RefSeq lists its product as uncharacterized. Bases 1 to 1590 code for a protein of 529 amino acids. Lineage: Eukaryota; Fungi; Basidiomycota; Pucciniomycetes; Pucciniales; Melampsoraceae. The transcript has 2 exons. The record is from RefSeq and is a predicted model, not a curated record.
AUGUCUUCCUCUGAUCAAAGCGCGUCUACGUCCGGCUCUCAGAACAACGAGUCGAUUCAGUUCACUGCGGAUCAGCUCGCGUGCCUUCAUGCUCACAUGCCAGAGCUCGGAGAAGACGAAAUUUUCUAUGCUCCCGAGGUUACCGAUAAGUUCACCGACCUCCAGACCCUCAUCCAAAUCCACCUCGGACGUCACACUCGAAACCAAUUGGGUCCGCGGGCUAGUCGGACCGAGUUCACCGAGGCUAAGGCUGACACUGAUUCCAACACUUCUUGCCAGAAGUCUUCUGAUGGCGUCAAUAACCUUCAGGCAGGCGCUCAUCAGGAAUCGUUGGCUCCAGUCGACAAGGGAAAGCAGCCACGACUUUCUCCCUCUUUGGUUAUCGAGGAUGGCUCACCUUGCCGUCAUCUCUCCCCCUCUCCUCUCGUUGGACAACGAUCUCCGCGCCCAUCGACCGUCUCGGUCAGUGGCGCAGGUCGACAAUUGCAAUCUAUGAUGAUCGACGAGGAUAAGCCGGUUAAAGCUCUCCCCGUCAGGGUUUCGUCCGCCACUUUGCGUUACGCUUCGGUCCUCCCCGUUGCCGCUCCUAUCUCUGCCGACAUCGACGAAGACUACGACGGCCCAGAGGAGUGUAGUUUGAAGUUCACGACUAUCAAAAACGUAGCGGAUGCAUUGAAAGCUUUGAAAAGGGCCGGCAACAUCAAGGCAUUUUAUGGCGGCAUGGAUCAGGACGCUUCUUUAUGGUUGCAUAAGUUUGAGGUCACCCUGGCGCUUAACUUUAUAGAUCAGUCUAUUUUCGUGCCGAUGGUCUAUCAAUACCUUAAAGGUUCGGCCCUCACUGCACUGACGGAUGUAGCAAAACGUGGGAAGCAACCUCUCACCAUGAAUGGUGUUCUCAACUUUCUCAAGGCCCACUUCCCCUCGACGGUCGACAUCACAAGCAUCGAUAAUCAGCAUCAAGCCUUGAAGCAACGUUCCGGCCAGUCAGUUCUGGAUUUCUGGACUGAAUACCAGGAUUUCAUGAUCGCAGCGGCUCACGUCGACUAUCGUUACAACCCUACCGAGGAUUUCGUCAAACGAUUACAUCAUAAGAGUGCGGCUCAGGAACACGUCAAGGAUGAAGUUUUACGUUAUAAGAGAGUCGGGGUUGUACUUAAGGUUCACGAGGUUGCCCAGAUCGCCAUCAGCAAGGAUAACGACAUGGUCACCGAUCGAGGUUUCAGCAAUGGAAAUCAAUCCUCGAACUCAAGAUUCCGUUCAAACGACAAUCGUUCGAACAAUUCGAACCGUCAAAACAACUUCAGACGCCGCGAUCAGGUUCAGAACGUCUCAGAUUCAUCUAACAACCGCGGCAAGAAGCGCAAGUCAGACGAAAAUCAUCAACCUCGGCAAAGGUCUAGGAAGUUGGUGUCUGACGUUAAUGGCAACACCGUUGACGGUCUUAAGUGCUACAACUGCAAUCAGUUUGGUCAUCGUUUCGGUACUAUCGAAGCGAAGCUAUGCCCGAAUCCCACGUCGGAUCAAACUAAGGAGUAUUUUGAUGGUAAACGGCAAGCCGGCUCGUCAUCAAAAGAUCAGGCGAAGAAGUAG